Molecule: messenger RNA, 1050 nt
Organism: Symbiodinium natans
Lineage: Eukaryota; Dinophyceae; Suessiales; Symbiodiniaceae
Source: the annotation of a GenBank genome assembly
AUGCUCGAAGAGGUGCGACAGACCUGGGGAGCUCUCCAGCGUCGGCCGAAUGUCGCGAAGGACCUUCUGAGAUCGCUCUCGGAGGCCUUGCCGACCACGCUGCACAUGUUCAAGCGUUCGACCACAGUGUGGCAGAGUUUGGAUGGAGUCUUUGCGGCCCUUGGCGACCCAGAGCUACUGCGGCCUCGCAUUGAGUUCCUGGCGCUGCGACACAUGAACCUGCAGAUCGAAGCCGACGACCUCGAGGCUUUCAAGAUACUACUCGUGGACAUGGCCAACUCCCAUCUGGGCACGUCUGAGGCAUUCCAGGGUGCCGGCGAGGUUCUCGAUGCCGUGGGCAGAUCCAUGAUUGCCACGCGCAAGCACUACAGCGGCAGGAUCCGUGUGCUCCUCAAGAGCUGGAAAGGCAUAAGAGUUGCGGGGCAGGACUCAAGUCCCACGAACCCGCUGGACUCGACUUCCUUCGAAGAAGACAAGCCAGAGAAGUCCUUCAAAGACCUUGAGAGAAGCCCUACCCUCAUCGACCCGAAGACGAUGGAUGUCAAGAAGGCGGAGGGCUUCAUGCCCAGCACUUUCGAGGAGAUGGCCCACUUCAAUGCCUCAGUCAUGGGCCUGGGCAGCCCGAGCUGGCUUUCCGACUUCGUGCACUCAAUGGAUGCCUUGGUGCUAAACAUCGGCAACAUCGCCAGGCUGCGGGAGGAGUGCGAUGUCCUGUCUGUGCUUCUUUGGCGCCACUCGCGCACCGAGAAGGUAGACAUUCACGGCUUCCAGUCUGUACUCUUUGCCUCCUUGAGGGCCCUCUUGCAGCAGGAAGAGGCCUGGCGUUGGUUUUGGCAGUGCCUGGAAUCGUUCCUGGAUGCCAAGCUCCCACUGAGCCAGUGCUCAAUGGAUGACGUGGAGGCGGCUGAGUUUCGGCUCGAGGUUUGGGAGGACUUCAUCCGGAUCUGCCCGGAAUACCAGGAGCUUUCCUUCCGCUUCGUGCUACAACUGCAUAAGGGGAUGGGCCACUUGCGCUCCCUUGGCACAUUCCUGGCACGCAGGACUUUCUGA